Molecule: messenger RNA, 2133 nt
Organism: Phytophthora nicotianae INRA-310
Lineage: Eukaryota; Oomycota; Peronosporomycetes; Peronosporales; Peronosporaceae
Exons: 1
Coding region: 1-2133 (710 amino acids)
Molecular function (GO): protein binding
Source: RefSeq, a predicted model, not a curated record
AUGAUGAACGCCGGUGGAGGCGAUCUGCGUCGAUACGUGCGCGCCAGCGACCGACGGCUCGCCGAGGUGGCGGCACAGGCUGCGGCUCGCAUAGACCUAGAAACUUUGAAGCACCGCCGCUCAGAAGCCGCGGGCGUGACCACUGAGCGCUCGAUUGACGGUACAGUGGUCACGGCAACGUCCGUCAUCGAGUGUUCACUCAAGGAGAUGCAGGCGCUGCUGAACCCUCCCACGAGCGACCGUUACGCCUGCGUCAUGCGUGAGCUGGUCGGCCAGGACUUCAUCUACGGCUCCAUCGUGCACCACGCCGAGGAGAUCACGACGCAGAACGUGUCGGUCCGGACGGCCACGUUCGUGAAACGCCACAUGCUGGCGCGCAACGAACAAUGGUGUUUCGUCAGUGCGGUCAAGUCGUUGGAGUCGUGCUACAACAACGAGGCGCAGGGGUUCACCGUCACGCUGGCAUCGCUGCAUCCGGACGACGUGUUCACCGGCAAGGCUCAAGCGGCCAGUGUGAUUCAUAUUCAGGGACUUUCGGCGCUUUACCUCGUCACGGCUGAGCCACAUAGGAAGGGGUGGCAGGGCAGAAUGAAACGCGCCGUCCGAGUCACAUUUUGCGCGCACGUGGCAUCGAUCCCCGGCUCAGGUAGACCCUCUCCGUUCCGGUGGCUCAUGAUGGCGAGGAAUCGCGAGGAGGCAGACGACGCGUCGAACGGGGUAGUACUGGGCCGGGUCGUGCAGUUGGCACGCACACUCAAACAGUUCAACGUCGCUGUGCGUCGACGACGACUGGAUGCACAGGUUCUCGCUGAUCUGCGAAAGGUGCAGCCCAGCAACUCCCGUUGCGCGUGCUGCACGCGCCGCGUCAAGGUUGGUAAGAGUCUGUUCGGCGGCAAGAGAGGAAGCACGGAAGGGAGGACGAAGGAAGACGCGCGUGGCCCCAAGCGCUGCCAGCUCUGUGGCUUUCUCGUCUGCGCACGCUGUGUGUGCACAGUCGGCAGAGGCUCGAUGUCGGACGAGUCACUAGCUUCAAGCAAGGGUAUCAAGUACAGCCAGACUGUACACUUGUGCGAGCAUUGCAUGCAGCGCGUAGAUGACGCCGACUAUGACAGCUACUGCGCUUCGAACGGCAGUGCGUCACCGUCCAGUGCUAUUCAGCCUGAUAGCCCCGGGGCUGAGCCGCCCAGCGCCGUCAUCGCGCGGGUACUGAGCGAGGUACUUGGUGACGCUUCUCAGGAGGAGAAACCGGUAGUUAUUCGGGUCAUCAAGCACCUGCUCAGUCCGAAACAGGAGGAGAAAAGCAAGUUUCGUGCUGACUCGGAUGAAUUGGCCAAGAGCUUGGGUCGAUUGGCGGAGGAACAAGGCUUCUCGGACGAGAUUAAGAUGAAGGACGUUACGGAGACGAAACAAGCUCCUGAAGACACACCAGAAGGCCCCAUGACACCGAAGGAUGAGGAGAAACCUCCACUAGCAGGCACUACAGGUCGUCAGUACGCACUGCAGUAUACGGAUAUGAUCAACGAUGCUGAUGAUGAUACUGACGAUACCGACGAAACUGAAGAUGCUGAAGACGUGGACGACGCUAAAGAACUCACCGUUAUAUCCCGUCACCCCGUACCGGCGGAUGAAGCCUCCCGGUUGCAGUGGCUUGACACUCACCCGAAUAUUAUUUCGCACGUAAUGGAUCUCCCAGAUCUAGAACUGCUGUGCAACAUCGCACGCGGAGAGCUGCAGUGUGACGCGACACUGGUCACCAUGUUUGGUCCAAGCGCGUGCUACGUCGUGGCGUCCACCGACCCUGCUUGGCGAGGAGCCCAACUCCCGCGUGACCAUGCCAUUUGUGGCCACACUCUUAUGACUGGAGAACCGCUGCUUGUCCGACACCCGGAGGCAGACGUACGCUUCACUGCGAUGAAUCUCGUGCGUCGUGACGGUGUGCGCUUCUACUUCGGGUUUCCAGUCAAGAUCACGUACCCGGAAGAUGGAGGCACAACUGCAGUCGGAACGUUCUGCUGCGUCCACGCCGGUGAAACGCGUGAUGUGUCAGAAUCUCAGUACGCACUUAUGGCUACGCUUGCUGAAGGCGUGAAUCGAGUUAUGGAGUGCCGGGCGUCGCGGUUGUUGGAGAGCUAG